UGCAAUUUCUUAUGCACGUUUUUACUCUGAAAAACCUAAUGUUUAAGUAUGUUGUAGCCACUUUUUGGGCAGAUAAUCUUUGAUCUAUUGAAGAACACAAACUCUCUCAAGAAAUUAAUCUCUUUUUGGCUUGGUUUGUUAUUGUUCUUGUGAUCUCUCAUCUAUUUCUCUACAUGAUUAAUCUGAAAUCCAUCAUGGGUUUAAGAGGAAUCAUGGAGAUUAGUGAGUAAUCACCUUUUGAAUUCAUGGGUUAGGAGACUAAGGGUGAUUAGGUUAGUUCUAUGAUGUUUUAGUGUAGAUCAUGUCAUCUCCUUGCUAGUAGAGUGAUUUCAAUACAUCAUUUGAGUAGGCCACUCAAAGGGUGAUCUCUAGGCAUUUCUCACCCGACAGGUGUUCGAUGAAAUGCCCGAGUCAACUCUCCUAGGCUUUUAGUGUACUUUGCCAAAGACAUUUGUUGUUAAAGAUGCUAAGAUAGCUAAUAGACCUGUUGUGACUGAUUGCUUGCAUGUUAUUCAACCAAGGACACUUGAUGUUUGAGAUGUGUUAGCAAAUGAGCAUUCAUCUAGGCAUAGAGCUUGCUUAGAAUUGUGUCUAGGCUUAAGGUUGUUUGUUUGAUCGUUUAUUGUUCAUCCUUAGUUCGAAUCCUGAUCACCCGAGGUCAAGUUCCUAUACCCAUGAGUUCUCCUUUCCAAUAGCUUAAAAGUAUCAUUUUUAUUGCUUUGCAUUAGCUUUAAUCAUUAGUUUAGAAAUCAUCAAAUCACUGGCUGCACUUAGAUUAGGCAAAUACUUGCAUUCUCACUGCUUUGAGUCCCUCAGAACUGGUUCGACAACUUAUUCAUCACUAUACUACAACAUUUGUUUUAGGAACUUUGAAAUUCCUAGCAUCAAAUUGGCGCCGUUGCCAAAUUCUGAGUUUGAUUUGAACAUUGAGAUUUAGUCAUUUGCUUGAGACUAAGUCAUUUUUAUUUUUUUAAGUUACUGAUUCUCUUCUUCACCUCUUUGUGAUUUUCAGGUGUAUGAACUUGAGGAGCAAGGGUACAUCAAACCUUGUUCCAAGAGCCACAGACAUCAGAGCUUUAGAGAGAGAGUGUGCUAGAAAAAGAAGAGAAGAAGAGCAACAAGCUCAACUGCAGCCACUGGAAGCUGCAAUGGAAGAACAACAAAAUCCUCAGAACCCCAAUGGACCUCAACAGCGACCAGCUCGCCCCAUUGGCACUUAUGACCGCCCCAACAUCCAUGGUCCUAGACUUGGAAUUCGAGCACCAGCUGUGGCUGCUAACAACUUUGAGAUCAAGUCAGGACUGCUCAACUGCAUAGAGAACAACAAGUAUCAUGGUCUGGCUGUGGAGGACCCAUUUGAUCACUUGGAUAAGUUUGACAGCUACUGUGGUAUGUCAAAGACUAAUGGUGUGUCAGAGGAUGCUUUAAAGCUCAAGCUAUUCCCCUUCUCUUUGGGGGAUAAGGCACGUCAGUGGGAGAAGUCUCUACCAAGUGACUCCAUCACCACUUGGGAAGACUGCAAAAAGGCAUUCUUGGAGAAAUUCUUCUCCACCUCAAGAACUGCUAAGUUGAGGAACGAGAUCUCCAGCUUCCAACAGAAGAACUUGGAAGGAUUCAGUGAAGCUUGGGAGAGAUUCAAUGGUUACCAAGCUCAGUGCCCACACCAUGGUUUUUCCAAGGAGAGCUUGCUGAGCACAUUCUACAGAGGUGCUCUUCCUAAGUAUAGAGCCAGACUGGAUACAGCUAGCAAUGGGUUCUUUUUGGGGAGAACUGAGGAAGAAGCAGAGGCUCUGGUUGACAACAUGGUUAAGAGUGAUGCAGUCUACAGUGGAGACCAUGACAGAAGCAGUAGAGGUGAUGACAAGCACACAAGGAAUGAGAUCAAAGCUCUUCAGGAGAAGAUUGACACACUCAUUGCUGAUAAGGCCACACAAGCGCAGGUGAACUUUGUUGGUAACCCACAACAGGAGAUACCUCCUACUGUCAAUGAGGUUGAUGGUUUGGAAGGGCAAGAAGAAUUGUGUUUCAUCAACAGCAAUGGUAGCUGGUACAAGAAGGAACCCAACUUUCAGUACAACAACUACCAACAGAAGCCCUAUUCCAACAACCAGCAGAGUGGUUAUCAGCCAAGAAACAACCAGCAGAGCAACUAUCAGCCUCAGCAAAGCCCCUCUCCUAGCUCUUCUGCCCCUCAAGAGAGCAGCACUGAUGCAUUACUGAAACAGAUCUUGGAGUCUCAGACUAGAAGUGAGAAGCAUGUGGGCUAUGAGCUGAAGAACCUUCACUCCAAGAUUGAUGGGAGCUACAAUGAGCUCAACAACAAAUUCUCCCACCUUGCUUCUUCUGUCAAGAAUUUGGAGAAUCAGUUUGCUUCCAUGAGCACCCACCAGAAUCGUCAGCCAGGAUCUCUACCUGGAAAAUCUGAUCAAAAUCCCAAGGACGCAAAAGCUGUCACACUCAGGAGUGGUAAGCAGUUACCUCCUAGAACCCUCACCAAGGAUGCUGAGAAACAAGGUGAGGAGAUAGCCAUCAAUCUAGAUGAUGAAGUGGUCAUUGUUGAUGAGAAGACAGAUGAUGAGAUCUUGGAGAAGAUUGAGAAAGAUAAGGGUAAAGGAAAGGUUGGAGAAGAGAAGAAGACAACAAAAGAUGGUGAAUCUGCUGCUCCAGCAGGUGAGAGCUCUUCUGUCCCUCCUCCCUAUGAACCCAAGCUUCCAUUCCCUGGUAGAUUCAAGAAGCAGCUGCUACAGAAGUACAAGGCUUUGUUUGAGAAGCAGAUGAGUGAAGCUCAGGUUACAAUGCCCAUCAUUGAUGCUUUCAUGCUGAUUCCUCAAUACAGCAAGUUCUUGAAAGAUGCUGUAACUGCUAAGAAGAAGGAGAUGGAGGGCAUGAUGGUUCUGAGCCAUGAGUGCAAUGCCAUCAUUCAGAGGCUUAAUGCUCCAGAGAAGCUAGAGGAUCCAGGAUGCUUCACACUACCUUGUGCUCUUGGACCUAUGGUUUUUGAGAAAUGUCUCUGCGAUUUGGGAGCUAGUGUCAGCUUGAUGCCUUUAUCUGUGGCAAAGAAGCUUGGCUUCACUCAAUACAAGAAGUGUAGACUCUCUCUGGUGUUAGCUGAUCGUUCAGUGAAGUACCCUGUGGGCAUCCUAGAGAACCUCCCUGUGAAGAUUGGAGGGUAUGAGAUACCUACAGAUUUUGUGGUGCUUGAAAUGGGUGAGGAGGCUCAAGACCCAUUGAUUCUUGGAAGGCCAUUCUUAGCUACAGCAGGAGCUAUUGUGAAUGUGAAAGAAGGCAAGAUUGACCUCCAUUUGGGUAAGGCGAACAUCCUCCACUUUGACAUCAAGGAGAAAAUGAAGAACCCCACUGUGUUUGGACAAGCCUUCAUCAUUGAAGAAAUGGGCCCUCCUGCUGAUGAUCACCUUGGUGAGCUACCACCUGAGGAAGAUGGGGUGUUAACUCCACUUUCUGCACCUACUCCAGCCUGAUCCAAAGGAGGCAAAGUCAAGCUAGAGACUUAAAACAAGCUCACUUGGGAGGAAGUCCCAUGAGUAUCCUUGUAUAUAUUGCAUUAGUAUUUUUAUUUUCAUCUUACUGCAUAAAGCAAUGGGAAAAUGAAGUUGUGUGCAGGUAAAAAUAGGCAAAAGGAGUGACACAAGGACGAGCAGAGCCCAACGACCAGUCACAGCGGCUCUGCCUGGUCGCUGUGACUCCAUCAGCACGGAGCGGUCUUGGCGCAGCGGCUGAUCCCCGUCGCUCGCUUCAUUCUGGAGCGACCUCCCACAGCGGCUCAUGGAGGUCGCUGUGAAGACAUCACCAGCAGCGACGCACCCGCAGCGACAUGUCCCCAUCGCUCGUCUUCUUCGGCAGCGGUUAACUGGAGCGGGUCUCCCUGGUCGCUGAGAAGCCAUCACCCGCAGCGACCCUACCUGGUCGCUGUGACCUCACCGAGCCGGAGCGGCCAGCCUCAGCGGGUAGCACAGGUCGCUCGUUGUUCCGAGCAAACCUGGAGCGACCCAUCACAGCGGGUCCCCUACCUCGCUCCACUCCAGGAACUUUGAAAUUCCUAGCAUCAAUUUCCAAUUGAUUUUUGA
Molecule: messenger RNA, 4085 nt
Organism: Raphanus sativus (radish)
Lineage: Eukaryota; Viridiplantae; Streptophyta; Magnoliopsida; Brassicales; Brassicaceae
Exons: 2
Coding region: 1017-3479 (820 amino acids)
Source: RefSeq, a predicted model, not a curated record